Molecule: messenger RNA, 3863 nt
Organism: Tupaia belangeri chinensis (Chinese tree shrew)
Lineage: Eukaryota; Metazoa; Chordata; Mammalia; Scandentia; Tupaiidae
Gene: ABHD2
Product: abhydrolase domain containing 2, acylglycerol lipase
Exons: 11
Coding region: 149-1426 (425 amino acids)
Biological process (GO): medium-chain fatty acid catabolic process; sperm capacitation; steroid hormone receptor signaling pathway
Cellular component (GO): sperm flagellum; sperm plasma membrane
Molecular function (GO): monoacylglycerol lipase activity; acetylesterase activity
Source: RefSeq, a predicted model, not a curated record
CAGGAACGGGACUGUGGCGAGCUGGGCCGCUGUUGUCAGCCACGCACAGGUUAAUUUGAAUAAAAGAUCUGACCUGACCGGCCCACCUGUACCACUCUUCAAGGACAGUUAGUAUUCACAGUGAGAGGAAGAAGUGACAUAGAUCAAGAUGAAUGCCAUGCUGGAAACCCCCGAGCUCCCGGCCGUGUUUGACGGGGUGAAACUGGCCGCAGUAGCUGCUGUGCUGUACGUGAUCGUCCGGUGUUUGAAUCUGAAGAGCCCCACAGCCUCGCCUGACCUCUACUUCCAGGACUCGGGGCUCUCGCGCUUUCUGCUCAAGUCCUGUCCUCUUCUGACCAAAGAAUACAUUCCACCGUUGAUCUGGGGGAAAAGCGGACACAUCCAGACAGCCUUGUAUGGGAAGAUGGGAAGGGUGAGGUCGCCACACCCGUACGGGCACCGGAAGUUCAUCACCAUGUCCGACGGAGCCACUUCUACGUUCGACCUCUUCGAGCCGUUGGCUGAGCACUGCGUUGGAGAUGACAUCACCAUGGUCAUCUGCCCCGGAAUCGCCAAUCACAGCGAGAAGCAGUACAUCCGCACCUUUGUCGACUAUGCCCAGAAAAAUGGCUAUCGGUGUGCCGUGCUGAACCACCUGGGCGCCCUGCCCAACAUCGAACUGACCUCACCACGCAUGUUCACCUACGGUUGCACGUGGGAAUUUGGAGCCAUGGUGAACUACAUCAAGAAGACGUACCCCCUGACCCAGCUGGUCGUCGUGGGCUUCAGCCUGGGCGGUAACAUCGUGUGCAAAUACUUGGGAGAGACUCAGGCAAACCAAGAAAAGGUCCUGUGCUGUGUCAGCGUGUGCCAGGGGUACAGCGCGCUGAGGGCCCAGGAAACCUUCAUGCAGUGGGAUCAGUGCCGGCGGUUCUACAACUUCCUGAUGGCCGACAACAUGAAGAAGAUCAUCCUCUCACACAGACAAGCUCUUUUUGGAGACCAUGUUAAGAAACCUCAGAGCCUGGAGGACACGGACUUGAGCCGGCUCUACACAGCAACCUCCCUGAUGCAGAUCGAUGACAACGUGAUGAGGAAGUUUCAUGGCUACAACUCCCUGAAGGAAUAUUACGAUGAAGAAAGCUGCAUGAGGUACCUGCACCGGAUUUAUGUGCCUCUCAUGCUGGUUAACGCAGCCGAUGACCCCUUGGUGCAUGAAAGUCUUCUAACCAUUCCAAAAUCUCUUUCAGAGAAACGGGAGAACGUCAUGUUUGUGCUGCCUCUGCACGGCGGCCACCUGGGCUUCUUUGAGGGCUCUGUGCUGUUCCCGGAGCCCUUGACAUGGAUGGAUAAGCUGGUGGUGGAGUAUGCCAAUGCCAUCUGCCAGUGGGAACGGAACAAGUCGCAGUGCUCUGACACGGAGCAGGUGGAGGCUGACCUGGAGUGAGGCCUCCGGACUCUGGCGCGCUCCAGCGGCCCUCCCCUGGAACCCGCGUCCCCUCACCCGCUGUUUCAGGCCUCCCAUCUCCCUCAGUGACCUGGAUCUGACCUCACACCGCAGCGGGAGGCCAUCCACCAUGCACACCUGCCUGGGAGCAGGCGGCUCUCCUGGGAGCUCCAGGCUAUUUUUGUGCUUAGUUACUGGUUUUCUUCAUUGCAUUGUUAGCCACGGUGACAAGCGACAGGGUUCUCACCCUCCUGUCCGGUCUCAGCAUCCGAUUGCUUUUAAGCCAAUUACAUCUAGUUUCCCUAUUAAAAAUGUGUCUGAACAGCAAUUUUGCUUUGCCAAUCAAAAGGCUUUUCCCUUAGAACAGUGAAGGAUGUGUUAUUUGGUGGUGGUUGUAUGUGUCCUUAUGUAGACCCUAAAAGAUAGAGCUCGCCCUUCUGUUAUAUCAUAGGCCAGUGCUGAAGACACACCUCAGCUUGGGAGUCUGAAGACCUGAGCCUCCCAGGCCGGAGUGUGGUCUCUUAAAUGGGGAAGGAAAUCCCUUGAGUUGCAAGCCAAGUAUUCUCCCUCAACUAUCUUCUGAGACCUUUUCCCCCCACUUUGCUGCUGCUCAGAGUUUCCUGGGGCAUUUGUUAAACAUUCAGCCUCCCAGAUCCCUCCCCUUGGAAAGGCUGAUCCUGUGGGUCUGGAGAGGGGUCUGGGGAUUUUAAUUUUUGACAAGUGCCCCAGGUGAUUCUCAUCAACAGGCAAAUUUGGGAAACUCUUCUCCACUGCCUUUAAAUUAGAUACAUCUUAGUAGCUCUUGUAUUGAAAUUCAUUAUCAGAGAUGUCUCUUAGCUCCCAGGGACCUCCAAAGCAACAAGGCCUGUCACUUGUCACCUGUAACUGUCCUUGUGUGAUCACAGUGUGAAAGGACCCUGGGUGGGAGCAAGCCUUUGGGCUGUAUGACCCUGGAAAAGUCUCUAUGGACUUUAAUCUUGUCACCUUUAAAUGGGGGGACUUAGACCAGGUAGAUUGCCAAGAUCACAGUCAGUUCUGAAGUUCAAUGACAAACUCAGUUUACUGAGGUUUGAGAGAACAUUCCCUCGGGAAACCUGGGAGCUGUUACCCCAGUCUAAACAUGUAGAUGUCAUUAUUUGCCUUUGUUGUUGAGGGUUUUUUUUUAUUUUUAUUUUUGUCUGUUUCUGGUUUUGUUUUUUUCUUUUGUCCCUUAUUUCAUAUAAAGAAAUUUGGGAGAAGGGGUUGGCACUCAAUUAUAAUUUUAGUUUUUUGGUUUUUUUUUUUUAGCCCAGGUCCCUCUAACUCUGGCUUUUGAUACCAAAUGACUCAAAAGUUGUAUCUUGAGUUCAGAGAAUGAUAUUUCUAACCGAAGAGGGUGUUCUUUUGAAAUCAGAUUUUUAAUCUAACAGCCUAUAUUUCCAGUCUGUUGGGUAGAUCUUUCCAAAGUGUGUCUUCUCACGUGAAAACGUUGCUCUCGUUUCAAGUACUCUUCUUCUCCCGUCCUGUGGUACUUGACUACCUAGAAACCCUGCACUUUGAAAAAUCAGCAGUUGUUGUCUGGAACUAAACAGAACUACAGAUGAAAUUGCUUGGAUACUUUAAAAACAUCUUUUCUCUGCUUCUUCUCCUUUGGCUCCAGGAUAGAGACUGGCAAAUAGUGAUAGAUCUGUGUGGCCGUCCCAGGGUGCAGGGAGCCUGAGCACCUGCAUGCCCACCCUCAUGGCCACAGGUGAGGUAACUUGGGCCUUAGUCCCAGAGACUGUGACCGUAACGCCUGUAACCCGAAGAAGUUGUUUUCUGACAAUCACCAGACCAUCCUAACGACAUCAGUCAUAGCCAUUGUCGCACAAGAAUGAGAUUUCUGUGGUCUCAACUUGGCUUUGGUGUAAUUUCUCACACUGAACAAAUCCUGUCGUUACGAUUUCACCCCAGGUUGUUAUUUUUCUAAUGCAUUUCCUUCGCAUGCUCUUUUAGCACAAAUUGGCACUUUAUUAUCUCGUCACCUGCCCCUCGAUUGGGAAGCUCACCCCUCUGCUCUGUUCUUUUCCUUCCGCCCCACCACAACUAUGAUCUAGAAGAUUCCUAGUCCUAUUUUCCUGCUACUGCCUUCAUUCCGCCAGACUUCGGGUGUAAACAGGUAAUCCCAGCAAUAACUUUGUAGAAUUGAAUCACCAUUUCAGGAAGUGAGGGGCUCCUUUCGCUUGCCUGAGGUUACAUCUCUUGACCUUUUCCGACAAAACGGUGGCCGAGGUACCAGCUCCAUUGAGGAGGAGAAAAGACAGUCUUGUUGUCACACAGGCGGAGGGGGGGGUGGCAGGGGGGGCCUUGGGGGCCGGUCAACGUGCAGGAGUCCUGGCGGCACCUAUGGAGGAGAGGCAGGCCUGGGGCCAUAGGCUUUGUUGCCAUACAACCGGAAUUGACCCCCCGGGACUGUGGG